AUGUUUGUGGGCAGCGACAACCUGCGGCUCGUGAACGCGAGCGGGUGGCAGACCAACGGCAUCACGGACAUGAGUCGCAUGUUCAUGAAGUGCUCGAGCCUGCAGAUGGUGUACGGCCUGGGCAGCUGGGACACGUCGAACGUGAUCAACCUGGAGCUGAUGUUCGAGGGCACCUACGUGGGUCUGAACACCACGCAGCAGACCCUGGCCAACUGGAACACGGGGAAGGUCCGGUCGCUCGAGGCCAUGUUCCGGAACGCCCCCUGGGUAAACCCCACCAUCUCCGACUGGGACGUGUCGGCGGUGACGUCCUUCCGGGAGAUGUUUUUCGCCGCGGCUAACGCCAACCCGGACGUGGCUAAGUGGCAGACGGGGAACGUGAAAUACUUCGACCAGAUGUUAUUGCAAGGAAAAAUGCCCCCACCCCCAAAUUUGCAAUAAUUUGUGAUGCGAAGUUUCCAAAUGAAAACUUUUUGUCAUGCAUGGAAGGAGUAUGAAUCUUUCUGAUGCAGAGUCUAGGCGUGUAUCUGUAUCGCAUCACUUGCAUGACAAGCGCCGCUCUUGCUAGGAUCUUUUGCAAUGCAAACUUUUGCUAUUCGUAUUCACAAUUGGAAAUCUGUGAUGCUGAUAGAUGCAAAAGGACGGGCGUUUCACUUGGAAAGGUUUGCAAUGCAAACGCUCCCAAGAAGUUCGGGGGUGGGGGCAUACAUUUUUCAUCGUAAUAGAUGUUCGCUUUCGCGUCCAAGGCCAAUCCGGACACCUCUAUUUGGAAGACGUCCAAGACGCGAUCUUUGAAAAACAUGUUCCAGGAUGCGUACGCGGCGAACCCCAAGGUGCACGAUUGGGACCUGCGCCAGGUCACCGACAUCUCCGGGAUGUUCCUGAAUGCGUACAACGCCCGGCCCUGCACCUACCGGUGGCAGGUGAGCAGCCUGCAGCAGAUGCAGAACCUCUUCCAGAACGCCUACUGCGCGACCCCGAACCUCGCGCCGUGGUUCGCGCCCGCCGCCUAUCAAAUGUAA
Amoebophrya sp. A120 is the source of this 1022-nucleotide messenger RNA. NCBI's taxonomy places the organism in Eukaryota, Dinophyceae, Syndiniales, Amoebophryaceae. The record is from the annotation of a GenBank genome assembly.